AUUAAGGUACUGGAGAAACUGCUCAUCUUCCGAAUAUGGCGUGGCAUGUGGUCACGUGACAUCGCGUGAAAUUGUAUACAUCACGUGAUGUUCAACGACUUCGUCCGGCAGACAUUACCAAAAGAACGGUUGCUCCUCCUGCCAGUAUCGUCCGUCAUAAACGACCUUGUCAUAUCUUUCCACCGUGCGCUACUAUCACUAAACUACCACUUAGCUGCCGUCUCCCACUUCGCCUUGUUUCCGACAAGGCUACGAACCUCGGACUCCCCACACCGUCACGUCACGUCCGCAUUGCCCCUCCGACUGCGAAUAAACCACGCGCAAAUACACUACACGAACCAUGAAGGAUAACAACGGCUGGGACGGAAAGCUGCGGGUUGGACAGCACGCAGAAAUCACAAACCCGGAAGCUGUGGAGGACCCCGAAUAUUCGGAUCCAGAGGCGCCGCCUGUUGAAGAAAUCGAAGCCGAUGAGGAUUUACUUGAAGAUGAGGACCCGGAAACUGACCAAAUCGAUCUCGUACACUCUCGUAUAAGCUCAAUUCCCGCAUUGCAUCUGGAACGGUUUCCUAAGGUAGAGAGAUUAUGUCUCCGCCAGAAUCAAAUCCACCGAAUCGCAUUCCCUCCGGAAAUCGCGGAGAAGUUGAUCGACCUUGAUCUUUACGAUAACCUCAUUUCGCAUAUCAAAGGCUUGGACGACUUCCAUAAUCUCACUAGUCUCGACUUGAGUUACAAUAAGAUAAAGCAUAUCAAAAACGUGGCGCAUCUAACUAAGUUGACGGAUAUCUAUUUCGUGCAAAAUAAAAUUUCGAGAAUUGAAGGAUUAGAGAGUUUAACGAAGUUGAGGAAUCUUGAGCUUGGUGGCAAUAGGAUCAGGGAAAUCGAGAACCUCGACAGAUUAGAGUCGUUGGAGGAGUUAUGGCUUGGAAAGAACAAAAUCGUUGAAAUGAAGAACCUGGACCACCUCUCAAACCUUCGAAUCCUCUCAAUUCAAUCAAACCGACUCACCAGUCUCUUCGGUCUCUCCUCUCUCAAGAAACUCGAAGAACUCUACGUCUCCCACAAUGCCAUUACAGAUCUGAGCGGUCUCGAAAACAAUACUUCCCUGCGGGUGUUUGACUUCUCAAACAACCAAGUCUCCAAACUCGAACACUUAUCCAGCUUGGAGCAAUUGGAGGAACUGUGGGCGUCGAACAAUCAGUUAUCAAACUUCGACGAGGUCGAGCGCGAACUGAAAGAGAAGAAGAAUUUAGAAACAGUUUACUUUGAGGGCAAUCCGUUGCAGAUGAAAGGACCGGCCGUAUAUAGGAACAAGGUGCGGUUGGCGAUACCGCAUAUCAAGCAGAUCGAUGCCACAUUCGUGCGCGUGUGAGCUCGUAUAUGAGCAUCCGAUGUCUUGACCAAUGAUACAAAAUACUUUUUACAUCUAUAUCCUAGUUUCAUGUGUAAUUUUAGCUCUUCGGGAUCUGAGGGCCGAGCUCUUUCGCGAUAACCUAAUGGGUGGACUGCUCGCCAACUAUCCACAUCCCUCCCAGUGCAGAAAGGCCCCAUCUCUGCAUCCACUCCAUCUCCAUGACCCCUGCCGUAGUCACCGUCUCCAGUA
This is a messenger RNA of Aspergillus ruber CBS 135680, 1603 nucleotides long. RefSeq names its product putative protein phosphatase PP1 regulatory subunit Sds22. Bases 341 to 1372 code for a protein of 343 amino acids. Gene Ontology annotation, molecular function: protein binding. The record is from RefSeq and is a predicted model, not a curated record. The transcript is spliced from 7 exons. Lineage: Eukaryota; Fungi; Ascomycota; Eurotiomycetes; Eurotiales; Aspergillaceae.